AGUCCCACUCACCAGCCGCCAAGGCAGUCUGGACCUACAGACGAACACACACUCCUCUGGGCCACUCCUCGCCCCCAGACCCCUCCUCCGCCACCAACAACUCCCACAGCCGGGGCGGCGUGGGGGACUCAGGACUGCACGGGCAAGGCAGCGGGAGGGGCUUUGAGCACCAUGGGCUGGUGAAGAAACGCAAGGGGGGCAGCAUGGAGGAACACUCGCCCUCCUCCAAACCCUCAGCGCACCGCCUGCCCUCCUCUUCUUCCAGCUCCACCACCACCUCCUCUCCACGCUCUAACUUCUACCCCUGGAAGGAUAGUAAAGGCGGGGGGCUGGCUGGGGGCGUGGAGAAGAAACUGGGCACACAGAAGCCAAAACUGCACCAUUAAGUGUGCCUGCCUUACAAGCCACUAUGAGGGAGCCAGCUCUGCUCAGUCCAAGACUGAGGCAACAGGACUCAAACGUGUGUGUGUGUUUGUGUGUGUGUGUCUGCCUGCCUUUUGUCUAUUGAGCAAACGCUCAAGUAUGAGUGUGUCAGGUUGUAUGUGCAGAGUUGGAUCUGUUGGUGUGUGAAUCUGUUUGGAUGAAUGUCUGAGGGAGAACUGGG
Messenger RNA from Morone saxatilis (striped sea-bass), 604 nucleotides. Its product is annotated as mucin-1-like. Lineage: Eukaryota; Metazoa; Chordata; Actinopteri; Moronidae. The record is from RefSeq and is a predicted model, not a curated record.